AAGCCGGCAGCUGUUCACACUAACCCCUCAGAAGAUAUAGGAAAACCAAUUGUAGUGGCACCAGCAGAACCUGCAGAGACGGCCGAGACCAUGAAACCUGCAGAAGCUGUGAAACUGGCUGAAGCUUCCCAAGCAGCUGCAGCGGUAACAGAAAAGUCAGCUGAAGGUGCGAAGCCUGUAGAGACAGCCAAACCAGCGGCAACGAAACCUGCGGAGCCAGCCAAACCAGCAGCCGCGAAACCUGCAGAGCCUGCCAAACCCUCAGUUACAAAACCAGCAGUGCCUGCAAAACCAGCAGCCACUAAACCCGCAGAGCCU
This is a messenger RNA of Gryllus bimaculatus (two-spotted cricket), 318 nucleotides long. The record is from the annotation of a GenBank genome assembly. Lineage: Eukaryota; Metazoa; Arthropoda; Insecta; Orthoptera; Gryllidae.